AUAAGCGAUACUAUCGGCUGAUGUUGCAAAGCAUUCAGCGGCCUACUCGGAUAACUGGAAUAAGAUUUUUUUUUUGCCGUGGAGCUGAGAAGUUAUCAACUCAUCCUAUUCAUACUACUUGGUUCUCAAGGACGCUCUUAAACAGCUUUGAAGUUUUUACUUAGAACCGAUAGCUGAACAUUGAAAAAGUUUUUUUUAUAAAUUGUGUAGUACUUGACUUGUGCAUUGGAAAUACUGAAUAAAUAAGAUCGAGUCUCUUCGGAUAAUGGGUGUUUUUGCCGUGGAGUUUGGCACCUUUGGAAGUGUGCUGUUGCUGAAUGUUGAUGAAAAUUUAAUAUGUUGUAUUUUUUCAAGGUUGUCAACUCAUACUGAUUGGUUCUCAAGGACGCUCAGUUCCUUUAUCAAUUGUUUAGUAUUGGACUUGUGCAUAGGAAAUACUAAAUAAAUCAGAUCGAGUCUCUUCGUACCAACAAUAUUGACAGAAUACGUAAUUAAGCUUAUUUGUAGAACAACCAAUCAAAUGAAAAUACUUUAAAUAGCUCGCAAGCAACGAUUCCGGACUAGUUCUUCGCAUUAAAUCACAGCAGAAUGUUCACCCCUCCAAACCGUCACCGACUUCCGUCGGAACUCGAGGUGAUGCCGUUCAUCCUGCGGGCGAUGGAGUUUACCGGUCUUUGGGGAUCGCCGGUUCAGAUUUUUCGAUUCCUGGCGGCGUUUGGCUGGGGAACGAUGAUCAUUCUGUUCCCGAAGGCCGUGCUCGGAAUUGGGAGCAACCGGUUCGAUGAAAUCGCCAAGGGAAUCGGUGAGUUGUUCUUCGAGGGAAAUUUGUACGGAGCGACGGCGAUUUUUGCUUUGAAAAGGACCGCUUUCGAGCAGUUGAUUGACGGAUUAAGAGAGAUAUUUCACAGGGCUAUGAACGGUCCGCACUCUAAUGACUGCUACGAUCUGCUACUUCGUCAAAAUUUGUCCAUCAACAAAUUUCUCAAAGGUUUCGUCAUCUAUUGCUGCUUUGGUCCGUCUAUUUUCUGCGUUCCGUCGCUUGCCGCAAGUCACUUUCGGUAUUGGACGCACUCCGGGAAUCAAUCGGAACCGCUGAUCUUCGAACUACCCAUGGAACAAGAAUUCUACGGUCUUCUAGUCCGCACAAACUUCCUGCACUAUCACAUUUUUGUGCUCUGUUCGCUGUUUGCGUACUCCGUUUGUGGCUAUUUCCUGCUGGUCAAAGUGUCCGCCCUCCUCCUAAUGAUCCAGUACAGUUCGUCUACUUACCGCUUGGUGGAGCUUCGGAUCCGCAAGAUGGCCGAAUCAAAAGAAGUGACGCAAUCCGAGCUGGUGGACAUCGUCGAGCUGCACCGCUUGGCCUACCGCUGCUCCACCCUGGUCGAGCAGAUUUGCCACCUUCCGUUGGCCUUGGCGUUCCUAACCUGCAUCCUGUAUUUCUGCCUUACUUUGUUUUACCUGUCCCAUAACAUUGGCUUCAACCUGGUUAACGUGAUGGUGCUAUUUGGGCUGACUGUGCUGGAAACGUUUGGCUAUUCGUACCUGGGAUCGAAGCUAACGGAGCAGGCCGACGAGGUUGGCGCGGCCAUCUACGAUCUACCGUGGUUCGAGCACUCGGUUGAGUUGCAGCGGUACUAUCGGCUGAUGUUGCAACGCGUCCAGCGGCCUACUGAGAUUACGGGGGCCAAGUUUUUCGUCGUGCAGUUGGCAACAUUCGGCAGUGCGGUGCAAAUGUCGUACUCGUACUAUUUGGUGCUGAAGGAUUUGUUCACUAUGAUAUAAUGAUUCUUGUUAUUUGCAUUUUAAAUCUGUUCCUGAAUAAAAAUCAACUAAUCACUAAUGUGUA
Culex quinquefasciatus (southern house mosquito) is the source of this 1846-nucleotide messenger RNA. RefSeq lists its product as uncharacterized. NCBI's taxonomy places the organism in Eukaryota, Metazoa, Arthropoda, Insecta, Diptera, Culicidae. Bases 589 to 1782 code for a protein of 397 amino acids. Gene Ontology annotation, biological process: sensory perception of smell; detection of chemical stimulus involved in sensory perception of smell. The transcript is spliced from 5 exons. Gene Ontology annotation, molecular function: odorant binding; olfactory receptor activity. The record is from RefSeq and is a predicted model, not a curated record. Gene Ontology annotation, cellular component: plasma membrane.